This is a messenger RNA of Tribolium castaneum (red flour beetle), 2757 nucleotides long. RefSeq names its product Dopamine transporter (gene DAT). Lineage: Eukaryota; Metazoa; Arthropoda; Insecta; Coleoptera; Tenebrionidae. Gene Ontology annotation, biological process: dopamine uptake involved in synaptic transmission; sodium ion transmembrane transport. Gene Ontology annotation, cellular component: presynaptic membrane; plasma membrane; neuronal cell body membrane. Bases 189 to 2009 code for a protein of 606 amino acids. The transcript has 11 exons. The record is from RefSeq and is a predicted model, not a curated record. Gene Ontology annotation, molecular function: dopamine:sodium symporter activity.
AAAGCAGCGAUUUUGGGGUUGCGCCUCCAGAGUUGUGGACUUGGGUUGUUGUCAGCGAAGAGUUCGCAUGGGACAGAGCGAUUCGAGUUUCGCCCUCAUCUACACCUUGUGGCGUUAGCUGGAGAUGCUGACAUCACUUCCUCAUCGUGUUCACGGGACACUAAAUCGCCUGGAACCUCCAAGCCAGGAUGUUAUCUAAGGAGAUUUUAAGAAAUACCCGGACCGUCGAGGCAUCUGUGACGACGGAUAACCGCGAGACCUGGGGCAAGAAGGUCGACUUCCUGCUUUCGGUCAUCGGUUUUGCUGUCGACUUGGCUAAUGUUUGGAGAUUUCCUUAUUUGUGCUACAAGAAUGGCGGUGGAGCUUUCUUGGUCCCUUACUGCAUUAUGUUGGUAAUUGGGGGCAUUCCAUUAUUUUACAUGGAACUUGCAUUGGGACAAUUCAACAGAAAGGGGGCCAUCACCUGCUGGGGUCGAUUAUGUCCGCUCUUCAAAGGAAUAGGAUACGCUGUGGUGCUGAUAGCCUUCUACGUGGACUUUUACUACAACGUAAUAAUCGCGUGGGCUUUACGCUUCUUCUUCGCUUCCUUCACCAACAUGUUGCCGUGGACCACUUGCGACAACCCUUGGAACACCCCCAACUGCCGCCCUUUCGACUCCCCCUCAAGAAACCUGACGGAAAACAACAAAACCGACUUGUCCAUUCAACCGAAUUCGGGACUCGAUUCCAGAUUCGCAUCGGCCGCUUCCGAAUAUUUCAAUCGAGCAAUUCUUGAGCUUCAUCAGAGCAAGGGGCUGCACGAUUUGGGGGCGAUCAAGUGGGACAUGGCGCUGUGUCUUCUUGCAGUUUAUGUUAUUUGUUAUUUUUCCUUGUGGAAAGGGAUUUCGACGUCAGGGAAGGUGGUGUGGUUUACGGCGCUUUUUCCAUAUGCUGUUUUGUUGAUUCUCUUGGUGCGAGGGAUUACACUGCCAGGGUCUGCAGAAGGGAUCAAGUAUUAUCUCAAUCCCAACUUCAACGCAAUCACAUCUGCUGAAGUCUGGGUUGAUGCUGCUACUCAAGUCUUCUUCUCCCUUGGUCCUGGUUUUGGAGUCCUUCUCGCUUACGCUUCCUACAAUAAAUACCACAACAACGUUUACAAAGACGCCAUCCUCACCAGUGUCAUAAACUCAGCAACAAGUUUCAUCGCAGGAUUUGUAAUUUUUUCCGUUUUGGGCUACAUGGCACAUGCAGCUGGAUGUUCCAUUCAAGAAGUGGCAACUGAAGGACCUGGUCUAGUUUUUGUUGUGUAUCCAGCAGCCAUUGCUACAAUGCCUGGAAGCAUUUUUUGGGCGCUGAUUUUCUUCAUGAUGCUCCUAACGCUAGGUCUCGAUAGUUCGUUUGGUGGUUCGGAGGCCAUAAUAACAGCUCUCAGCGAUGAAUUUCCACGAAUUGGACGCCACAGAGAAAUUUUCGUUGCUUGUCUCUUCAGUUUGUACUUUGUAGUGGGUUUGGCUUCGUGUUCGCAAGGAGGGUUUUAUUUCUUCCACUUGUUGGACCGAUAUGCAGCUGGAUAUUCGAUGCUUUUCGCUGUUUUUUUCGAAGCUAUUGCCGUUUCGUGGAUUUACGGAACGCAACGAUUUUGUGAUGAUAUUAAAGAUAUGAUUGGUUUUGCACCUGGUUAUUACUGGAGGUUCUGUUGGAAGUUUGCAGCUCCUGUUUUCUUGCUAUUUAUUAUUGUUUAUGGGUUGCUGGGUUAUGAACCUUUGAGCUAUGAAGAUUAUGUUUAUCCAGCUUGGGCGAAUAUUUUGGGAUGGCUUAUAGCGUGCUCAUCAGUUGUUAUGAUUCCAGUUGUGGCCAUUUUUAAACUACUUACCACACCAGGGUCUUUUUUCAAGCGCUUGCAAAUUUUAACAACUCCUUGGCGCGAUACCCAAACAAGUACCCAAGUAAAUGGUGUGGUGCGUUCAGAGAGUAACCAGGUCCGUUUAGCAUCACCAGAAACCCCAGUCCAACCUCCUUCCGAAGUGUGAGAUAACCGUUUCAGUUGUAAAUUCAAAGAAUAUUACGUUUAAUUUUUUCACAAUUUUCUCUAACCGCAAUGUGUCUUUAUUUUCAUUUUAAAGGGCCUACAAGGCUGUUGCGGUUUUAGAAAAUUCAACUGUACUUAGGAAUUAGAGAUUAUUUUGUUAAUUAAUCAUAUUGAGAGUUAGUUUUAAAAAUGAAUGUACAAGUCGCUCACAGCUUUAAGACAUCUUUGUUAGUUAGUAGAGGAUUAAGAACACUUUAGGUACGAUAUUUGAUUAAAAUACACACAAACAGCCAUUAAUAGAUAAUAAAAAUCUACGUUAUUAUCUAUCACAGUGUAGUUUUUUAAUCGAAUAUUGUUAAUGUACCCAAAUUGUAAUCGUAUUUAUUAAAAAAUGUUAGAUGCCCCUAGUUUGGUAUGACAUGUUUUUAUGUAAAAUUUUGUACAUCGACAAAUGUAACAGGUAUACGUGUUAGAAAUAAGCAAAGAUCAUUAAACAGCCAUUUAAUGAUCUUAUUUGUUACCACCAUUUAGACUUUAGUUAACUUUCUUAUGUACUUAUGUGAAAUUGUAAACGCACUGUUGUGAUAUAGGAAAUUGAUUGUUGUUUGUAAAAAUAAGAAACGAAUUCCUUUAAAUGUGAUUUUUCUUAAUAGAGUUUCAGAAAGUGGGGAAAUUGCUUGUGACAGCCAUCGCAAGCAAUUUUCAAAGAGUGUGUUAUACUUGUGUUUAAUAAAUUUUUAUUUAAUUCA